Messenger RNA from Gilbertella persicaria, 879 nucleotides. RefSeq names its product cyclin-like protein. The transcript is spliced from 5 exons. The record is from RefSeq and is a predicted model, not a curated record. Lineage: Eukaryota; Fungi; Mucoromycota; Mucoromycetes; Mucorales; Choanephoraceae. Bases 1 to 879 code for a protein of 292 amino acids. Gene Ontology annotation, biological process: regulation of transcription by RNA polymerase II; positive regulation of DNA-templated transcription, elongation. Gene Ontology annotation, cellular component: cyclin/CDK positive transcription elongation factor complex; nucleus. Gene Ontology annotation, molecular function: cyclin-dependent protein serine/threonine kinase activator activity.
AUGAGUGGGUCUUCACCUUUACAGCCUACUACACCUUCAACACCCGUCUCAGCAACGAGUAUCACAGCAGGCGUCUCUUUCAAGAGAAGAUAUAGACCUUAUUUUACAAAAAGACAGUUGGCUACACUGACUAGUCUUAACAAGUCAGGCGCUUUGACUGCCAAAGAAAUUCUUGCUAGGCAGAGUUAUUGUAAAUUUAUUCAGGACGUCGGGAAGAAACUAGGAUUCCCUCAAAAGACUAUCAGCACAUCACAAGCUUUAUAUCAUCGAUUCUACCUUUAUUAUUCUAUCAGAGACUAUUCGCCACAGGACAUUAGCGUUACAUGUAUUUUUGUUGCUUCAAAGAUUGAGGACACUAUCAAAAAAUUAAAGGAUAUCUUUGUCGCUGUACACAGUGUACGACACCCAGACAGUAAAGAGUUAGACCCCGAAAAUGUAUCUGAAGAUCGUAGACGUAAAAUCAUCAAUUAUGAAAAGCUGUUGUUGGAAACUCUUUGCUUUGACUUUCAACUGCGGCAUCCCUAUGAAUACGUGAUUAAAUUUAUUAAAUGGGUUCAAGAUAGUAAAAAACUGGCAAAAAAGGCAUAUCAAUUGGCUGUAGAUAGCUACAAAACUAUGGUAUGUGUUGAAUACCCUGCUCAUACGAUUGCUGCUGGUUGUAUCUAUUUAGCAUCUUUAUUGCUAAAAGAUGCGGAUCCAUCAUUUCAAGGUUUAAAAGACUCGGAGCCUUGGGAUCAAUACUUUUUGUCGCGCAUGGAAGACAUUGAAGGUAAGCACACCAUCACAUACCAUUUUCUAAUGCCAUAUGCAAAGAUGUGUCUCAACAAAUUCUCGAUUUAUACAUCACUUCAAGCAAAUCCACUGAUAUUACCAACUUGA